AUGGCUACGGAUCGUCUUUUUGAAAUCCCCGAGGGGGAGUCUGUUACUGUCAAACUGAUCAACCCGGUCAACUUUGGGCCAUCGCAUUUGAAACGGUUCAUGACACCUCAAGUGCCUGGUCUCGAGACAUUCGCACGCAACCCCGCCUUCUCCUUCGUGAUAGAACACUCGUCCGGUCGCAAGCUGGUAUUCGAUCUGGGAAUUCGAAAAGACUGGCAGAACUACGCGCCCAAGAUCGCAGACUACAUUCCGACGACGAGGUACGAUAUCGAAGUUACGCAGAAUGUGGCAGAGAUACUCGAGGAGCACGGCAUUCAGCCGGAGGAGAUAGAGGCUGUCAUCUGGAGUCACUGGCACUGGGACCACAUCGGCGACCCCUCGACCUUUCCCUCAACCACAGACCUAAUUGUCGGACCAGGCUUCAAGGAGGCCAUGCUCCCCGGAUACCCUGCGAACCCAGAUUCGCCGAUACGUGAGAGCGACUAUGCAAAUCGAACCCUCCGCGAAAUCCCCUUCCCACCGGAAUCCCUCCGCAUCGGACAGUUCCCGGCCUACGAUUAUUUUGGAGACGGCAGUUUCUACCUGCUCGAUAGCCCCGGGCACGCAAUCGGGCACCUUUGCGGCCUCGCACGCACAACUACAAACCCAGACACAUUCAUUCUGAUGGGCGGCGACAUUGCGCAUUACACGGGGAUUUUCCGGCCCUCGAAAUACCUCCCUCUCCCCGAAUCCAUAACCCCGCACCCAGUUAUACACGGAUGCGAAUCGGCAUUCUGCCCCGGAAGCGCAUGGGAAGAACUGCAGGAAUCCAGAGGCCGAGGAACGCACGAUAGUCUCUUCGAACCGACGUUCGGACACGACAUCCCGCUGGCGAUGGAGACGAUUGGCAAGUUGCAGGAGGUGGAUUGUGACGAGGAUGUGUUUGUGAUUAUCGCGCAUGAUUUUGCGGUGCGGGACGGGGUGGCGCAUUUUCCAGAGUCGCUGAAUGAGUGGAAGGACAAGGGGUGGGGGAGGAAGCUGCGGUGGGCGUUUUUGAGGCAGUUGGAGGGGUACUGGAGGGCGAAGGGGGUGUUGAGCGAGAGUACGGAGUAGAUGAUAAUGUCCAUGAUAAUAAUUUGAAGGUUAAUGAAUCUGAUU
Molecule: messenger RNA, 1137 nt
Organism: Aspergillus calidoustus
Lineage: Eukaryota; Fungi; Ascomycota; Eurotiomycetes; Eurotiales; Aspergillaceae
Source: the annotation of a GenBank genome assembly